AUGAGUGAUCUUGAUAGGGCGAUCGCCCAACUUCGCGCCUGUCGCUUAAUCCCCGAAGCCCAAGUCCGCGAACUCUGCUACAAGGCGCGAGAGCUCCUGAUAGAAGAAGGAAAUGUGGUUUGCGUUGAUGCACCAGUUACGAUAUGCGGGGAUAUCCAUGGACAAUUCCACGACCUGAUGGAGCUGUUCCGAGUUGGCGGAGAUGUUCCUGACACCAACUACCUGUUUAUGGGAGACUUUGUCGACCGUGGGUUCUAUUCAUUAGAGUCGUUUCUGCUCCUUCUCUGCCUCAAAGUUCGCUAUCCCGAUCGGAUCACGUUGAUUCGCGGCAACCACGAAUCCCGACAGAUUACGACUGUCUACGGUUUUUACGACGAGUGUAUCCGCAAAUACGGAAGUGCCAAUGUUUGGAGAUAUUGCUGCGAGGUGUUCGACUACCUAGCAUUAGGAGCUCUGGUCCUUGGGGCCAGCUCAGAUCUGGAGUCGUCAGGACCAUCUUACAACGACACAACACAAUCGACUAUGUCGACCGAAGACGGCGAACUCGAGACCGAGGUGUUAAACUCCAAAGGAGAAGUCCUCAUGAAAACUUAUAAACAAAGACCACGAAGCUCACUAGACAACGGAAGCACGUCACCGCCGAGGACGCAGAGCCAGACAUCUAUGCGAACCGGCGCCCCAGGAACGGGCGCGUCCGGCGGCGGCGGCAGCAACAACAGCAGCCGAACCGGUGCCGUCCUCUGCGUCCACGGCGGCCUAUCCCCACUCAUCGACACAGUCGAUAAGAUUCGCCUCAUCGAUCGCAAACAGGAAGUCCCUCACGAAGGCGCCAUGUGCGAUCUUCUGUGGUCCGACCCCGACGAGAUCGACGGCUGGGGCCUCAGCCCCCGCGGUGCAGGCUUCCUCUUCGGCGCCGACAUCGUCAAGGGAUUCAACUACAAGAACGACCUCUCCCUCAUCGCGCGCGCUCACCAGCUCGUCAUGGAGGGCUAUAAGGAAAUGUUCGACGGCGGCAUUGUCACCGUCUGGUCGGCGCCUAACUAUUGCUACCGCUGCGGGAAUGUCGCUGCUAUCCUAGAGCUAGGCGAAGAUACGAGCAAUGGAGGCACCGUGACUAGAAGUAAUGGCGACUACAACCGGAGCAAUGGAAUUUUGACCGGUACCGUGAAUAAACAGACGCUGCGUAGCCCCGGGCGAAGAUAUCGCGUCUUCGAAGCCGCUGCGCAGGAUACAAGGGGUAUGCCCGCGAAGAAGCCAGUUGCUGAUUAUUUCUUGUGA
Molecule: messenger RNA, 1278 nt
Organism: Aspergillus mulundensis
Lineage: Eukaryota; Fungi; Ascomycota; Eurotiomycetes; Eurotiales; Aspergillaceae
Product: serine/threonine-protein phosphatase
Exons: 3
Coding region: 1-1278 (425 amino acids)
Biological process (GO): double-strand break repair via homologous recombination; peptidyl-serine dephosphorylation
Cellular component (GO): nucleus; cytoplasm
Molecular function (GO): protein serine/threonine phosphatase activity
Source: RefSeq, a predicted model, not a curated record